AUGUUGGGAGAGGCGUGGCUGUUCCUGCUCGCCGUGCUGCUCAAUGCCGUCAACUUGUUCCUGCAGGUUUUCUUCACCAUCCUCUACUCUGAUCUUGAAUGCGACUACAUCAACCCGAUUGACUUGUGCAAUCGCUUGAACAUGUACAUUGUACCUGAAGCAGGCCUACACGCUUUCUUGACAUUCCUCUUCCUGAUCAAUGGAUACUGGGUCACUCUCCUGCUCAACAUUCCGCUGUUGGCAUGGAACGCAAAGAAGAUCUAUGAGAAGAACCACCUGCUCGACGCGACGGAGAUCUUCCGUAAGCUCAACACCCACAAGAAGGAGUCCUUCAUCAAGCUCGGCUUCCACCUCCUCCUGUUCUUCUGGUACCUGUACUCCAUGAUUGUCGCCCUUAUCCGUGACGAGAGCCAAUCGCGCCCAGUCAACAACUUCCGCAACGUCGCAUAA
This is a messenger RNA of Dissoconium aciculare CBS 342.82, 450 nucleotides long. RefSeq names its product ER-derived vesicles protein-like protein ERV14. Bases 1 to 450 code for a protein of 149 amino acids. Lineage: Eukaryota; Fungi; Ascomycota; Dothideomycetes; Mycosphaerellales; Dissoconiaceae. The record is from RefSeq and is a predicted model, not a curated record. Gene Ontology annotation, cellular component: endoplasmic reticulum membrane; COPII-coated ER to Golgi transport vesicle. The transcript has 3 exons. Gene Ontology annotation, biological process: endoplasmic reticulum to Golgi vesicle-mediated transport.